Molecule: messenger RNA, 715 nt
Organism: Opisthorchis viverrini
Lineage: Eukaryota; Metazoa; Platyhelminthes; Trematoda; Opisthorchiida; Opisthorchiidae
Exons: 4
Coding region: 1-660 (219 amino acids)
Biological process (GO): ubiquitin-dependent protein catabolic process; protein deubiquitination
Cellular component (GO): cytoplasm
Molecular function (GO): cysteine-type deubiquitinase activity
Source: RefSeq, a predicted model, not a curated record
AUGAGGUGGCUACCGUUAGAAGCGAAUCCUGAUGUGCUGAACAAGUAUUUACACAAGCUAGGCGUUGAAAACAAAUGGCAAUUCCGCGACGUGUACGGACUGGACGAGGAAGCCUUGAAGACUGUCCCUACUCCAGUGGAAGCAGUGAUGCUCUUGUUUCCUCUCAGUAAUGCCGAGAAGACCCAUCAGUUGGGUAAGGAGGUCACUGAUGACAAAGUUUACUUGAUACAUCAAACGGCCGUGAAUGCUUGUGGCACCGUUGCCAUUCUUCAUGCUUUGUGCAACAAUUCGAAAGUAAUGGAUGCAGCAAGUGGCUCAGUCCUGGGUGACUUUGUGAAGAAGACAUCUGGAAUGACUCCAGAUCAACGAGGAAUAGCAAUGGAAGAGGACAAGAACCUAUUCAACAUACACGAAACAUUGGCCAUGGAGGGACAAACUCAAACUCCGUGCAGAGAAAGCGACACACAAAAGCAUUUUGUAACUUUUGUGGUAAAAGAUGGUAGCCUCUAUGAGCUUGACGGCCGACGCUCGCAUCCUAUACUUCAUGGAAAUUCAACUCCACACACUUUGCUGAACGAUGCCAGUGUGGUAAUCAAGAAGUUUAUGGAACGGGAUAACUCCACAGUGAACUUUAGUGUCCUGGCAUUGAUCUCUGCCUGAUAUUUUGAAAUUUUGUUAUUUACUUUGUCGUAUAAUAUACUCUUUCUGAACCCAU